Solenopsis invicta (red fire ant) is the source of this 1457-nucleotide messenger RNA. RefSeq names its product LIM domain-binding protein 3-like. The coding region runs from base 71 to 706 and encodes 211 amino acids. Lineage: Eukaryota; Metazoa; Arthropoda; Insecta; Hymenoptera; Formicidae. The transcript has 2 exons. The record is from RefSeq and is a predicted model, not a curated record.
CUAGACAAAAAUAAUACAGUGUAUUUUUAAUUUGUUCCCCUUUUUUGUUACAGGUAGAAGUGAGGGCGGCAUGCCUCAAAAACCGGCUAUAACGUCGCCACCGGCAUCGACGACGGCGACGUCGCGAUCAGCAUCGACGACGGCGACAACAUCGCGACCGGCAUCGACGACGGCGACAACGUCGCGACCGGCAUCGACGACGGCGACAACGUCGCGAUCGGCAUCCGCGACGGCGACAACGUCGCGAUCGGCAUCCGCGACGGCGACAACGUCGCGAUCGCCAUCGUCACCGGUACUUGAGUCUCUGUACGAUACAUCUGACGACAAUAUAUCGUACAGAGAGUCGCGAAGAUACGCAAGGACGGCGACGGCGACGCCUUUGAAAGAGAUGCCGUCUCCACGAUCAGGACAAGGACAAGCCAGGCCUGAAAAUGUGAUAAAUAAAAAGGUGAACGCAGCAGUGAGGAAGGUACUACAAAGGGAACGGAGAAAAUUUGGUCGCCCUCAACGAUUCGGGGGUUUUCCAUCACUCUUCAACGUUCAACCACCAGCACCGAUGUACAUGUCACCAGCUCCAAUGUACGGGCCACCAGCACCCAUGUAUGGGCCACCAGCACCAAUGUACGGGCCACCAGCAACAAUGUACGCUGCAUAUCCGUACAGUGGAUAUACAGCACAAUGCAAUGGAUAUAGAGGGUAUUUUUAAUUCAUUCUUUUAGUUUAUGUACACACACGCACACACACAUAGAGGCAUAUUAAAUUAACUUUAUUUCAUUAUCUUUCUUUUCUUUUUUUUUUACACACUUUCUCUCUUUCUGUCACCCUUUUAUUCACUGUUGUAGAGAUUCAAUACUGUCAAUGGCUUUCAAUACUCUCUCUAGUACUACGUUUACAUUUUGAAACAAAAUUGCAUUCUUACUUACAAUUAUGAUGAUGAGAAACAUUUUUCUCUAAAAUAUAUUAAAUAUAUUUUAUGAAGAAAUUUAUUGUUUUCUGAAUAUAUUCUUAUUCUAAAUUUUUGAAACCACGAAAUAGUCCUUUCUUACAUUUGAAACUUUAUAUCAUACAAUCAUAUUUAGAAUUUACUUUAUUCAUCAAGUUUUCUGGCUUAUCUCUUCUUGCUCUCAAACGUGGGGACAGCAGCUUCUCUGAGAUACUCACACACACACAAAUACACACACACUUUCUCUCUUUCUGUCACCCUUUCAUUCACUGUUGUAGAGAUUCAAUACUGUCAAUGGCUUUCAAUACUCUCUCUAGUACUACGUUUACAUUUUGAAACAAAAUUGCAUUCUUACUUACAAUUAUGAUGAUGAGAUAAUGCAUGUCUGUUCCUGUAUGUGUGUUUGUGUUUUUGUUGUUUAAUUUUUAGUAGAGAAACAGAUAUAUUACUUUGAACAAAUUCUUUAUCUCAAUUUAUAAAUAAACGCCUCUGUGUGUGUGUGUGUGUGUGUGUG